CUGGUUAGCUUGCACAGAUCCAAGGGACGUGGCCAGAAUUGAAAGCAAAACUGUAAUUGUGACUCCAGAGCAACGAGACACCAUCCCGAUCCCCAAAAGUGGAGUGAGCCAGCUGGGACGAUGGAUGUCGGAGGAAGACUUUGAGAAAGCCUUCAGGGUCAGAUUCCCUGGGUGCAUGGAAGGUCGCACCAUGUAUGUCAUUCCAUUCAGCAUGGGACCGAUUGGUUCUCCUUUAUCCAAGUUUGCGAUUGAGCUGACUGAUUCUCCUUAUGUGGUGGCCAGUAUGAAAAUUAUGACUCGUAUGGGAACAUCUGUCCUAGAGGCUCUGGGUGAUGGAGAAUUUGUAAAAUGCCUCCAUUCGGUUGGGUGCCCUUUACCAUUAAAAA
This is a messenger RNA of Protobothrops mucrosquamatus (brown spotted pit viper), 386 nucleotides long. Its product is annotated as phosphoenolpyruvate carboxykinase, cytosolic [GTP]-like. The record is from RefSeq and is a predicted model, not a curated record. The annotation marks the transcript as partial. Lineage: Eukaryota; Metazoa; Chordata; Lepidosauria; Squamata; Viperidae. The transcript is spliced from 2 exons. Gene Ontology annotation, biological process: cellular response to insulin stimulus; response to starvation; hepatocyte differentiation. Gene Ontology annotation, molecular function: phosphoenolpyruvate carboxykinase (GTP) activity; GTP binding; manganese ion binding. Gene Ontology annotation, cellular component: cytosol; mitochondrion.